Peniophora sp. CBMAI 1063 is the source of this 2475-nucleotide messenger RNA. The record is from the annotation of a GenBank genome assembly. Lineage: Eukaryota; Fungi; Basidiomycota; Agaricomycetes; Russulales; Peniophoraceae.
AUGUCCAACCUUCGCCACAUCGACUACCACGCCCACGGCCUCUCUCUCGGGGACUUCAACGACGCCCGCUGGCUUGCUCUCACGAAGCUCGCGCGCCUCAUCCCCUACUUUGUUCUCUACUCGCUUAUUGUCGUAAUCUUUGCCGCCUUUGUCCGCCUUGUCCGCCAUUUGCGACGUCGCACUCGUCGCAAGAGACUCGACGCCGAACAUCAGAGCCUGGAGAUCACCCGUCUUCAACAGCAACUCGCUGCCAAGGAUCGUCAGUCUCACGUCCUCAGGCACACAGGCAACCGCAACUACACUCGCAUGGUCGAUGCACGCGCUGCUCAACGUCGGACGCAGGCACAACUCACCCAGCACCAGAUCAGCGCAGCCCUUACUGCUCAUCGGCACGCCUUUCAGCUCGCGGCCCUUCAGACCUCUCGCGCUGCCUCCGAGAUGGCAUCCGCUGCCCAGCUUGUCACGCAGUCUCAGAUGCUCGAUGCUCAGAUUCACGAAGCUCGUCGCCAUGUGUUCAAGGCUGCCGCCGAGGCCGCUACUCAAGUUGCCGUCCGCAUCGCGGUUUCCGCUCAGCUUGUUGACCAGUCUCGUCGCCGCUCAUAUCAAUCUGCUGCUUCCGGUGCCGCGCGCAUAGCCGCGCGCAAAGCUUCUGCUCUCGAGCUUGCCGAACAAUCUCGUCGUCAUGAUCAGGAGCUACUGGCCGCACGUCGGGUUACAUUCAUAGCCGUCGCUCAGGCCGCCGCGUCCGUCGCUACCAACAAGGCUCUCUUGGCCCAGCUUACUCUCUGCCAGUCCCAGCUCCGCGACAGUCAAGCAGCUCAAUUGACCGCGCUCCAAGCUCUCGGUGUGAACUCCUUCGAGGAGGCCAUCCACAACAAGCGUAUCUGCGACAAGGAGCUCACUCAGACCAAGCAACACGGGAAGGCGCUCGAAAACCAGACUGCGGUCCUCAGGCUUACGUCCGGCAUCAUGGAGGUCACCCACGCCGAGGAGAUUGCCGCGAAGGAUCAUCAGCUUCGGACACUCCACGAGCGCUCAGACGAGCAGGCCAUCGCUCGCGCGGCACACCAGGCGGAGGAGCAGGAGCGUGAGGCUCAGCUUACAUCGGCGCUUGCUUCCCGCACCACGGAGCUCAAGUCUCUUCUGCAGCGCUCCGACAAGCAGACCCGCGCAUACGCAGCUGAGCGGGCGGGCGCACAGGAGCGCGAGGCGAGCCUCUCUGCCGAGCUCUCUUCGCUCUCGACCGACCUCAAGUUUGCUCAUGAGGAGCUCGAGGCCGUCAACAUCGAGUGCGCUACGUACCAAGAGAAGCUGCAGGCCGCUGACGCCCUUGCCGACAAGCGUGAAGCGCGCAUCACUGUGCUCAAGGCUAACGUUCAGGAGCUCGGAGCUUGCGCGUCCAAGCUCACCGACAACUACGAGGAGCGCCUUCGCAUCGCAGGCCAGCAUGCACGCGACCAGGAUGAGACCAUCGCUUCUUUGCGCGAGCGGCUCAACGAGCUUCAGUGCGCUGCCCGUCCCACGGUGUCUCGGCCCGAUGAUGGCCUUCCCUCGCCACCUCCUAGUCCCGCAGCUCCUUCAUGUUCUACGCCCUCCGACGACGGCCUCGACCCGAGCUGCACCUCCAUCAACGACGAGGACGAGGACCUUCCCAUCACAACGCUCACUCGACUCCCGCCGCCGCCUCCCGUAGACGCCCGCAACCGGCGCUGGAUCGGCCCGAGUCUCCGGCGCGGUGUUCUCAUCUGCGGCGUCUUCUCUGGCUAUGGCCCUCCUCUCGUCGACAAGCCUUCUCCCGAGCGUAGACUCGAGCUCAUCAUCGACGACAUUGGCGAUGUGGGACUCGGACCUCGCGACGUUCUGAAUGCCACAAUCUACUACACACCACGCUCGCUUCAUCGCAUACUUCCAACACGCUCUCGCAUCCGUUUACCUCUUCUCUCUCUUUUCAUCUCUCGAUCUCUACCACGCGAUAUACACGCCGCGCUCGUCUCUAUCUCUCUCCAGCUAUCUGCCUUGCAUCAUCGCUGUCCCACAAUCGAUCUCUCUCAGAUUUAUAAUGCUCUAUACAUCGCCGUCCGGCGCACACAAGCUAUCCGCACUCCCGCAAUCCUCGCUACCUUGGAUACCCGCGCCGCCGCUCAACACACGCGUGCUCACCGCCUUGAGCCGGCGCAAACGGCUCCGCGUACUUUGGCCAAGUACCGGGCUCGUCCUCGACUCAGCGCUAGCGCUGCAGUUCGCCGCCCGUUGCCUUCUAUUGGGCUUCUCACGGCGCCUUCCUUUUUCGGCGCCUCUUCGCCGCUUGCGGCCGUGCUUUCGCCUCGCUCUCGCGCUUCCCUACUGUAUCUGCAUCAUACCCUUCCCGCAUCGCUGCCACAGUCUGUUCUCAUGUACUCUACUCAUAUACCGGGUUCAGCGAGGCGUGUUUGGACUUUGGUCGGGGGUGGGGAUGCGCCCCUACUUCUUGCCUGA